AUUUUCACCUUUUCUCUUCAACUUAACUGAACCUGGAGGCACGUAGAAGGCCAUUCACAUUCAGAACUCUUCAGCAUUAAGAAUCAAAAGCAUUUUUUCUUAUCAACCGUCUUAGACUUUUCCGUUUAAUCAAAAGCCAAAAAAUUGAAAAAAAAUCCAAUCUCCUCCUCAAAAAGCCGUGAAAAUCGAAGCAACAAGCAUGUGGGCCGAGCUAGUUUGCGGCGUGGUUCUUUACCGCUUAGUGAAGCGCUUUUUCUGGCAAGACGACGCCGUCUCCAAUCUCGAUUCGGCCCAUUUCAAUUCUCUCUUCGCCGUCGCUCAAAGGUUUGAAAAGCUUUACCAUGGAUGCAAGGUUUACGUGGGGCUCCAGAUUCCUGACCCGGAUUCAGCUUCUCGCAAGAAUAUUGAUCUUGUUCUCGUCACUAAUCACAAAAAGGAAAAUGGAAAAUCCCAAUUGCUCGACCUGGUUUAUCUUGAAAAAGAGAAGAAGGCAGUGGUGAUUUCAGUCCAGAAUAACAUAUUGGGUUUCGUAUCGAUUGAUAAGGAAAACCAGUGGUUGUGUACUGAUAUAACUACCCAAAAAACCGAGAUUUUUCCAGACCCUGUAGGUGAAACUAAACAAUUAGUUUCCAUCCUUGAAGAAUAUCUCGAGCAAAGGGGAGUUGUUCUUCCAGAAGGAUAUAUGUCUUUCAAAGUUAUUUGCCCAAGCCCUAGUUUUCCCGCCCAUAACCUAGAUGCUUUUCCCCAUGAGGUCAUUACUUACGAGCAAUGGAAGAAGUUGAAACCCGAGCAAAGAAGUUUGUAUUCUAAUUGGAUCAAAGGCUCUUUUUUUACUGGAAAGAAGAAAGUGCAGGAGUCAUUUUGUGACAACCUUAACUCUGUUCUCAGCACGGCCCCAAUUUGGGAUAGGUUGGAGCUAAAAGACAACAAGUACAUUUUAGGAGAAUUUAUCGAGUUCAAAGGCAAAUCAGACGAUCUCAACUCAUUAAGAAAGAUCAAGAGAUCGAAAGUUAGUCAUCUGGCAGUCCACACGACCAGCAUGUUUGGUUUUGCUUCUUCAACAGUCAUAGUGAGGUUUACACCUCGUGAUUAUCGUGCGCAAGGACCUUCUUGGUCUUCGCAUUGGCAAGAAAUUACGGUUAGUUCGAGCUCGGAGGUUUUGUUUCAACCGCAAAACUCGAAAAAACCAUUCAAGUAUAAGCUUUCUUCAGUUGUUUCUGUUGUACUAAGUGCAUGAGUGUUGUUAAUGGACAAGUGAACUUGGAUUUUUUAUGUAAACAAAUUGUGGUAAAUUUUUUUACCACAAUGUAAAGAGCUUGACUCCUUAUGAUGUAUGCUUCACCUGUUGGUCCCUUUUUUCAUUCAUUGUUUAGCUAUGGAUAAUUGCUAAUAACAUCAUUUAUACUCAACCUAAUUAAAACAAAAAAA
Messenger RNA from Striga asiatica, 1428 nucleotides. Lineage: Eukaryota; Viridiplantae; Streptophyta; Magnoliopsida; Lamiales; Orobanchaceae. The record is from the annotation of a GenBank genome assembly.